AGCAAGAAUACUGGAUCGAAGACCCAAUCCCAGUCCACCUCCCCACACGCGCACGCACAUCCACACCCUCCUCCGCCCUCCCGCUCCGCCAUGAAAAAACGGCCGUCGCCCAUCUCCGUCUCCGUUCCUUCUCUCUCCCCACACCCUCACGACGACCGAGAGCAAGACCGAGAACAAGACCACUCAGACCGAACACUAACCUCCACCCCGGCCUCGUCCUCCCUCUCCGGCUCGCUCACGACGCUCGAGAGCGUCAUGUCCGGUACGACCGCGACGUCGUAUACGUUUCCUGGUUCUGGGACGCCUACUACACCUACCACCUCACUCGAUGGUACCGUCAAACAGGCGGGCUUGGUCGGGAAACUGGGACUUUCGAGGUUUUUGGGUGUUAGGGGUGGCGCGGGUGGUGCGGGUGGCGCGGGUAGGAUGGGAAUGAGCGCGUUAGAAGAAAUGAGGGCGAGGGACGGGAAGAGGGGGGAUAGGAAUGGGAGUGAGGGAAGUUUGAGCGUUGGGGGGGUUAGUCAAUCGCCUUCGCCUUCGACGAUGACUAGUGCUAGUACGAGCACGGGGGUGAGGAAGGCUGUGAGGUUCCAUUUCGUGGAUGUGCAGGGGGGAGAGGUGGGUGGGAGAGGUGGGUGUGGAGACGUGAUUUAUGGUUAGGCGGGGGAACUGGGGAAGGGAAAUAAAGUGAGUGUAGGUUUGUUCUGUUUUGUUUGUGUGUAUGAUCAUCGCGAUACCCGGUUCUCCGUUUGCUGCCUGUUGUACAUCUGCCAUCAUCUUCUCAUCUUCUCAUUUUUGGUUGUUUGUUUGGUUGUUUCGCUCGCUCGUUUUCGCUUUUGGUUUUCGAUUUUUCGGAUGAACUCGACCUGCUUGCUUAUUCGCGAGUUUCACCUCCUCUCCCGUUCUUUUUCGUGCUUUUCGUGCUUUUUUUUUUUUUGGUUGGUUGGCUGGUUUCUAGCUUCACAUUCUCUCACAGUAUUGACCUACGCGCACGCCUGCAUGUCACGAUCGAACUGUUAACGUUAACGUUAGGUUGAUGUUUAUGUUGUUCGUCGGUUUUUGCGUCUCUUCGCAUCUUCGCCGCACUUGCAUUUUUGCAUCCUCCAUGUUUGCACAUCUUCGCAUUCUUACGCACUUACAUCUUUUCGCAUUUCUUCGCAUUCUUCGCACGUUCUACAGUCUACAGUCUAAAGUCUACACUUCC
This is a messenger RNA of Stereum hirsutum FP-91666 SS1, 1204 nucleotides long. RefSeq lists its product as uncharacterized. The record is from RefSeq and is a predicted model, not a curated record. Lineage: Eukaryota; Fungi; Basidiomycota; Agaricomycetes; Russulales; Stereaceae. Bases 91 to 660 code for a protein of 189 amino acids. The transcript has a single exon.